AUGAUAUUCAAUUAUCAUGGCAAUAACUCUAAAGUGCAAGCUUCUAGGAUGAUAGUACAAGACUUAUUUCCAAAAGAUAAGGCUUCAGAUAAAAUCUUCGUGGAAUUCGAUUGGUCAAGCCAGAUUUGUGUUCAGGAUUCAUCGAACAUUGAUAACAAGAUGAAAUAG
Messenger RNA from Ascoidea rubescens DSM 1968, 168 nucleotides. RefSeq lists its product as uncharacterized. The transcript has a single exon. Bases 1 to 168 code for a protein of 55 amino acids. NCBI's taxonomy places the organism in Eukaryota, Fungi, Ascomycota, Saccharomycetes, Ascoideales, Ascoideaceae. The record is from RefSeq and is a predicted model, not a curated record.